AUGCCACAGAAACCACUCAAAUGGGGUGUGAAAGCUUGGGUUUUAGCAGAUUCACAACAAAGUUAUAUCCAGUAUGUGGACAUUUAUCCAGGACGAAAUGCAAUCCCCCAGACACACCUUGGUAGCAGUGUUGUAAAGAGAUGCCUGGAAAAUUCAAAUUUAGUUGGUAAAGGGUACCAUCUUUAUACAGAUAAUUUUUUCACCAGUCCUGAGUUGUUUGCUAAUCUGUUUGAAAACUUUGGUACCUAUGCCUGUGGUACAGUAAGAUACAAUCGUAGAGGGUUACCUAAGGACAUAAUGUGUAAAAAACCUUCUGGUAUCAACCUCCGUGGAGACAUGAAAUUCAGGCAGAAGGGAUUUUUAGUUGCUUCCGUUUGGCGUGACAAAAAAAAUGUGUACACUGUUUCAACAAUCCAUGACCAUUCAACUUCACAACUAAAAAGGCUCGUCAAUAAUGAUGGAACUUUCACUAGACAAAAUUUUGAAUGUCCUAAGGCAGUAGCUGAUUACACAUGUAACAUGGGUGGUGUUGAUCAUGCUGAUCAAUACAUUCAGUACUAUUGCUACAACCAUAAAACCUACAAGUGGAGCAAAAGAGUUUUCUUUGUGCUCAUGGAAAUGGCUAAAUUUAAUGCCUUCAAACUGUUUCUCAUGAGUCCCAACCACCAAACAAAUCUGACAUUCCUGGACUUUUCCAUUUCUGUAGCCAAGGGGUUGGUUAAUGGUUAUAUUUCUGAGACCCGUAGAGGAAGACCAUCACUUAUGCCUGUUGAGAACCGUCUUGUUCAACGUCACAUGCCGGCCUCCUUUGAUAAAAAAUCUAAGUGCCAUCUCUGUUACAUGAGAAACCGAAAUAAUCGCCAGGUUCCUAUUAAGCAGACUAAGUUUGGAUGUUUGGAAUGUGUUAAACACCUGUGUCUGCCUGAGUGUUUCUCAAAAUACCACACAGAGAGGAACUGCUAUAAUUGAGAGCAGUAUAUUUGUUGUUCUGUUUUUUGAAGUUUGUUCCGAAAUUAUGACAAUAGUUGACAGUUUUAUUGUUAAACUUUUUUAGAAAAUGGAUGGAAAAAAACAUUAAAUACAUUGACAUUUUUUUAUAAAUGAACUUUUGUGAAGGACAGUAGCUGUUUACUCAGGCAGACAAGGUCUCAGAUGUAAUUGAAAACCAGACUGAAAAUUGUGUAAGUCUUUGUUUAAUGUUGAUAUUAAACACUUUUUAAGGAGUCUAAAAUGUUAGAAAAUUAUUUUUUAUGACUCAAGCUGAAUGUUAGUAUGCUUAUAUAAGGGUAAAAGAAAGACAACUCCAGCGUUGCAAAUGGGAAUUCAAAAUAACAGAUGGUGUUGUCUCCCUUCAAUCAGCCUUGUUGUGUACAAAAUGGCGGUCAUUCACCUUCGUGACCGUCGGACGAUUUUCAAUCACAUUUUUGAAAAAACAACUCGAACAAAAUUUACUUUGUGACGAAUUUUUUCA
Molecule: messenger RNA, 1471 nt
Organism: Mytilus californianus (California mussel)
Lineage: Eukaryota; Metazoa; Mollusca; Bivalvia; Mytilida; Mytilidae
Product: piggyBac transposable element-derived protein 4-like
Exons: 1
Coding region: 1-969 (322 amino acids)
Source: RefSeq, a predicted model, not a curated record